Chenopodium quinoa (quinoa) is the source of this 2230-nucleotide messenger RNA. RefSeq lists its product as uncharacterized. Bases 372 to 1604 code for a protein of 410 amino acids. The record is from RefSeq and is a predicted model, not a curated record. The transcript is spliced from 6 exons. Lineage: Eukaryota; Viridiplantae; Streptophyta; Magnoliopsida; Caryophyllales; Amaranthaceae.
AAAAGAAUAAAAAUCAAUUAUUAAUCGUUUUGACUUUGAGUUUUUUUUUUUUAUUUUGAUAUAAUCUAGGGUUUUGAUUUGGGUAUUUUGUUGGUUUGAUUGGGUUUUUUAUCCGAUCUUUAAUCGUUUCGGUUUUGAGCCGAUUCGAUUCUGGGGUUUGGGUAGAUCGGUGGGGGUGAUUCGAAAGGUUGAAUUUGAGGUUGAUUUUGUGGGUUUCAGAAGGAUUGAUUCUAGGGUUUUGUAGAAGUUUUGAUUAGGGUUAGAGCUCUGAAUUUGGGUUUUUUUUCUUUUUUUUUGGUUUGAGAAUUUUGGUGUCCGGAUUUUGGGGGAAAAACGGAGGUUUUAGUUUGAAAAAGAAGCAGAAAAAAACAAUGUUAGGUGCGGGCUUACAAUUUAAUCGGAGUCGUAACGAUGAUCGGUUCUACAUUCCGGCGAAAGGCCGAAAUAAUUUUAAUCAAAAUCAUAAGAACCCUCAUCUUCAAAGAACUCAAAGUGAUGUUGUUAAUGGUGGGUUAGCAGGAGGAAGUCAAUGCAGAGAGAAGUCUGUGGUUACAGGAAGUAGGGAACCUGACAACCGGGUUGAACAGACCCCGGUGCCAGCCGCCUUGCCGGCUUUUGAACCCGUGGCGUUGCCUUUGAGUAAUGUAGAACGUUUUCUUGAGUCCAUUACUCCUUCUGUUAAUGCUCAGUAUCUCUCCAAGACUACUGUGAGAGGGUGGAGGACUUGUGAUGUGGAAUACCAGCCUUACUUCAUGCUGAGUGACUUGUGGGAGUCAUUCAAGGAAUGGAGUGCUUAUGGUGCUGGAGUUCCUUUGGUUUUGAAUGGCAGUGAUUCUGUUGUUCAGUACUAUGUACCUUCCUUGUCUGCCAUCCAAAUUUAUGUUAAGUCGAGGAGGCGCACUAGUGAGGACGGUGACGCAGACUGUUUUAGCAGGGACUCAAGUAGUGAUGGAAGCAGUGAUUCCGAGCGUGACAAGGGCUUAGCUUGCUCAAGGGGCCAACGGAGUCAUUAUAACCAUCCUAGUGAUGUUACUCUUAAAAUGGACAGAUUAUUAUUGAGAGAUCAGCAUACAGCGAUGCAAGAGGGCUUUUCAAGUGAUGAGGCUGAACCUGGGACUGCUCAAGGAAGGCUGUUGUUCGAGUUUUAUGAACAUGAUCCACCCUUUUGUCGUGAACCUUUGGCUGAUAAGAUAUCUGAUCUGGCAUUGCGUUUCUCGGAGUUAAAGUCACUUCGUAGUUGUGACGUACUCUCCUCAAGUUGGUUUUCUGUGGCAUGGUACCCAAUCUAUAGGAUACCUAUGGGACCGACACUGAAAGAUUUAGAAGCUUGUUUCUUGACCUAUCACUCUUUGUACACACCAAUGGGAGGAGCUUCUGCUGCCCAAGCUCCAAAUGUGAUUUAUCCCAGUGAGAUUGAUGGAAUUCCAAGGAUCUCUCUACCAGUCUUUGGACUUUCUUCAUACAAAUUCAGAGGGCCCUUGUGGAUCUCAAACAGUGGGAGUGAUCGUCAAUUAGUGAACUCGCUCUCACAGGCAGCUGAUAGCUGGUUGAGACAGCUUCAGGUCCAUCACCCUGACUACCUGUUCUUCUGCCGUCAUAGAUGAUGUUGAUAAGUAGACUGUUACUGUACAAUGCCUGCCAUUUUGGAGGAAUGUCUGGUCUUCUCUGAAAGACAUUGCCAUCUGAUCAAGGUGUCAGGUGGCUGCUGAGUUUAGAGUCUUUCUCUGACUUUUUCUAGUCAUCUGUAUAUCAAUGAGGUUAAAUAUAUCAAAAAUUCAAAAAAAAAAAAAAAAAAAAAAGGGAAAAUAACAAAAAAAAAAAAAAAAAAAGGUAAAAAGAAAACAAAAGAAAAAAGGAGUCAAAGGCGGUUUACUGCCAGUACAGGUGAAAGGUUUAGGUCUGGCUGGAUUGGGAUAGAAACAGGAUAGGUUUAGUUAAGCUAAAGCAUGGCUGAGGCAGACAAGGCUUGCAAUCAGGAGGAGCAGGCUUAGAGUUUAAUUUCAUUGUUAACUUUUUUUUUUUUUAGAUAUCUGCAUAUGGGAAACAGGCUUCUGGUUUUUACUAUUUAAAUCCCUUGCCCUAGUCAGUUACUUAAAUUUAGCUGAUCUAAUGUUUAGUAGGGGAUUUUGAUAUGUUUGUAACAGGAGUAUAUGAGCUUUUGUGCGGACUUAUUGUUGUCAUAUAUAUAUAUAUAAAGAGUAGUUUUAUAGUGUAAAAUAGAUUGGAGUUA